ACACAGUCAUACACACUAGCUCACAGAGCAUCCCGGCAGCGAUUACUCCCUCUUUAUCCUCAACUCCAUCAUUUAUGACAGCAGUAUAUCAAACGUGCUCCGUUGUUCCGUUAUAGCUACACAAGACAUACAGGUGGCAUCGCAGCUGCUGUGCUGCACUGUGUAGUGGCGACACUUGGCUAACUGACGUUGGCUAAUUGCCCCUCUGCCGCUGCUGCUGCUGCUAUUGUUUGUUGUUGCAGUCUCUCAUCAAACACCUCACAGAUGUUGUAGAUCAAGCUCUUAAAGCCCUGGUUCUCAGCAAAUCUCUGCAGCACCACCUGAUUAGACUUGGUAAUGGGGCGUUGAUGAGUCUUGGGGGAAAUUGGAAGAAGGAGCACAAAACUGUUCAGCAAAAACCCACUUCUGUGAGGCAGCAGUGAUGACAGCACCAGGCUUCUCGGUAGCAACUGACAAAAGAGGCAAAUAGAGAAAAGAGUUUUCUCUUGCAGACUGUCGUUGUGUCAAUACUUUGUGAGAGGCAGUGUGGCAGUGAACUAGGAGGUGAAUGCAGUCAAGCUUUCCUGAAACACUGGGGUUGUUGGUGUGGCCAAGUUUUCCCUGGAUUUGAUUGGUAAAUUCAGAAGACUGAAGCCCAGGCUCACAGUCUACCUUUCACGGAGGCCCAGCCGUGAGAGGACUGAGGAAGGCACGUGGCGGAUCAUGACGGCCGACAAAGAGAAGGAGAGGGAGAAAGAGCGGGACAGGGACAGAGACAAGAGAGAAGCUGGAAAAUCCCGCCGGCAGGACGGGGACAGGUGCGACCGCGAGAGCGAAAGCUCCAGGCCCCGACGUAGCUGUACGCUGGAGGGCGGAGCCAAGAACUAUGCAGAGAGUGAACACAGCGAAGAUGAGGACAAUGACAAUGGCAGCACAGGUGGAGGCAGUGGCACAGCCGAGGAGACUGGCAAGAAGGGCAAGAAGAAGACGCCUAAGAAGAAGUCACGCUACGAGCGCACAGAGAACGGAGAAAUAACUUCCUUCAUCACAGAAGAUGAUGUUGUUUACAGACCUGGAGAUUGUGUGUACAUCGAGAGUCGGAGGCCCAACACUCCCUACUUCAUUUGUAGCAUUCAGGAUUUCAAGCUGAGUAAACGGGACCAUCUGCUGAUGAAUGUGAAAUGGUACUACCGCCAGUCAGAGGUUCCAGACUCCGUCUACCAGCACUUGGUGCAGGAUCGGAACAAUGAGAACGACUCUGGCCGGGAGCUGGUUAUCACAGACCCAGUGGUCAGGAGUCGAGAACUCUUCAUCUCUGACUAUGUGGACACUUAUCAUGCUGCUGCUCUCAGGGGGAAAUGCAACAUUUCCCAUUUCUCCGACAUUUUUGCUGCCAGGGAGUUCAAAGCCCGGAUUGACUCCUUUUUCUAUAUCCUCGGAUAUAACCCAGAGACCAGGCGACUAAACAGCACACAAGGGGAAAUCCGAGUGGGACCCAGUCACCAAGCCAAGCUCCCAGAGCUGCAGCCUUUCCCCUCUCCCGGUGGCCAAGCUGUGACCGAGAAUGAGGAGCUGGUGUGGAUGCCUGGUGUCAACGACUGCGACCUUCUCAUGUACCUCAGAGCCGCAAGGAGCAUGGCUGCCUUUGCAGGGAUGUGUGAUGGAGGCUCGACAGAAGACGGGUGUCUAGCAGCCUCUCGAGAUGACACUACAUUAAACGCACUUAACACUCUUCACGAGAGCAGCUAUGACGCAGGAAAGGCUCUCCAGCGCCUGGUGAAGAAGCCGGUACCCAAGCUGAUAGAGAAAUGCUGGUCAGAGGAUGAAGUGAAGCGCUUCAUUAAAGGAUUGAGACAGUUCGGCAAAAACUUCUUCAGGAUCCGGAAAGAGCUGCUGCCCAACAAAGAAACGGGAGAGCUAAUAACCUUCUACUACUAUUGGAAGAAGACUCCAGAAGCAGCCAGUUGUCGAGCUCACCGCAGACACCGCCGCCAGCCCGUCUUUCGGCGCAUCAAGACUCGAACUGCUUCGACUCCUGUCAACACUCCCUCACGUCCCCCCUCCAGCGAGUUUUUGGACCUCAGCUCAGCCAGUGAAGAUGACUUUGACAGUGAAGACAGCGAACAGGAGCUGAAGGGCUACGCCUGCCGUCACUGUUUCACUACCACCUCCAAGGACUGGCACCACGGGGGCAGGGAGAACAUCUUGCUGUGCACAGACUGCCGCAUUCACUUCAAGAAGUACGGAGAGCUGCCCCCCAUCGAGAAGCCUGUGGAUCCGCCACCAUUUAUGUUCAAACCUGUCAAAGAGGAAGAGGAUGGACUCAGCGGGAAGCAUAGCAUGAGGACCCGACGGAACCGAGGCUCGAUGUCAACUCUACGUAGUGGUCGUAAGAAGCAGACAGCCAGUCCCGAUGGCCGAGCCUCGCCUACUAACGAGGAUUUGCGCUCCAGUGGACGUACCUCACCCAGUGCAGCAAGUACUGACAGCACUGACAGCAAGACAGACUCCAUGAAGAAGCCAAGCAAGAAGAUUAAAGAAGAGGCUCCUUCACCGAUGAAAAGUGUCAAACGGCAACGAGAGAAAGGAGCAUCUGACACAGAGGAGUCGGACAGGACCAGUGCCAAAAAGUCCAAGACACAAGAGCUUAGUCGACCAGACUCACCCUCAGAGUGCGAGGGUGAAGGUGAAGGUGAGGGAGAGGGCGAGAGCUCUGAUGGGCGUAGCAUUAACGAGGAGCUUAGUAGCGAUCCUAAGGACAUUGAUCAAGACAACCGCAGCUCUUCUCCCAGCAUCCCCAGCCCCCGAGACAAUGAAAGUGACUCAGACUCCUCUGCCCAGCAGCAGCAGCUCCUGCAGAGCCAGCACCCUCCUGUCAUCCAGUGUCAGCCGGGCACCUCAGCAGCCUCCUCAGGACCUCCACCACCUACGACCUCAGCCCCUUCACUGCCUCCGCAGGUUUCCCCUACAGUGGCCUCUGUCUCUCUACCUCCCCAGCCUUUGCCCCAGACUAGUCCAUUGUCUCUUAUCCAGUCAGGGGCAUCUCUUCACCCUCAAAGGCUUCCUUCUCCACAUUCACCUAUGACCCAGGCUCCGCCUCCUGGGCCCCCGGUUCCACCUCAGUCAUUACCCAGCUCGCAUCACGGGCCGAUGCCUCCCAUGCCUCAUCCACUGCAGCCUGGCCCCUCACACAUGCCUCACCCUCACUCCAUGCCCCCUCAGGGCUUCACCGUAGGCCAGUCUCAGGUCCCACCUUCACCCAUCUCUGGCCAAUCACAGCAGAGGCCGCACACGCCUCCUUCCCAGUCCCAGCCAUCAUCUCAGAGCGGAUGUCAGCCUCCAAGGGAGCAGCCACUGCCCCCUGCACCUUUGUCCAUGCCUCACAUCAAACCCCCACCAACAACACCCAUUCCUCAGAUGCCCAACCCACAGUCCCACAAACACCUGCCGCACGUAUCUGCACCUCCGUUUCCUCAGAUGCCUUCAAACCUUCCGCCACCACCUGCCCUUAAGCCCCUCAGCUCUUUAUCCACCCACCAUCCUCCCUCAGCACACCCGCCACCCCUUCAGCUCAUGCCUCAGGGGCAGCAGCUCCAGCCUCCCCCAGCCCAGCCUCCAGUUCUCACGCAGUCCCAAAGCCUCCCGCCAUCAGUCAACCACCAGCCUCCUUCAACUCCUCUGCCACCCUCCGCAGCAGCCUCACACCCCAACGGUCCACCACAGCCGCCGUUCUCAUCUCAUCCUUUCAAUACAGUUCUACCUCCAACUGGCCCUCCCUCAUCUUCGUCAAACUCUAUGCCUGGCUUACAUCCUCCAUCUUCCUCUGCCCCGUCCUCCUCCAUCUCCAUGCCGCUCCCUGCCUCAGUCUCUUGUGCCGGUCCGGGCCCAGUACUCCCUCCAAUACACAUCAAAGAAGAGCCUUUGGAUGAGAUGGAAGAACCAGAGAGUCCGCCACCCCCACAGAGAAGCCCUUCCCCAGAGCCUACUGUUGUCAACACACCCAGCCAUGCCAGCCAGUCAGCACGGUUCUACAAGCACCUGGACCGAGGGUACAACUCGUGCGCCAGGACGGAUUUCUAUUUCACUCCUCUCGCUUCUUCGAAACUGGCCAAAAAACGCGAGGAAGCGCUGGAGAAAGCCAAGAGAGAAGCAGAACAGAAAGUACGGGAGGAGAAGGAGAGAGAGAGGGAGAGGGAAAAGGAACGAGAAAGAGAGCGGGAACGAGAAAAGGAAGCGGAGCGCGCUGCGAAAGCCUCAAGUUCUCACGAAGGCAGAAUGGGUGAACCUCAGAUGGUCGGCCCCGCUCACAUGCGUCCACCCUUCGACGGCCCCCCCACCACAAUCGCAGCUGUUCCUCCGUACAUUGGCCCCGAUACUCCCGCCCUGCGCACGCUCAGUGAGUACGCCCGGCCACACGUCAUGUCCCCCACCAAUCGAAACCACCCCUUCUUUAUGUCCCUCAACCCCGCAGACCCGCUGCUGGCCUAUCACAUGCCCAGCUUGUAUAACGCUGACCCGGCCAUGCGAGAGCGGGAGCUGCGGGAGCGGGAGAUGCGCGAGAGGGAGAUACGCGAGAGGGAACUAAGGGAAAGGAUGAAACCAGGUUUCGAGGUUAAACCUCCAGAGAUGGACACACUCCACCCUUCCACAAACCCCAUGGAGCACUUUGCCCGUCACGGGGCCAUCACAUUGCCCCCCAUGGCCGGCCCACACCCCUUUGCGUCUUUCCAUCCGGGCCUGAACCCAUUAGAGCGUGAACGGUUAGCCCUCGCCGGGCCCCAGCUGCGGCCAGAAAUGAGCUACCCAGAGCGGCUGGCUGCAGAGAGACUCCACGCUGAGAGGAUGGCCACAGUGGCCAAUGACCCCAUCGCCCGUCUACAGAUGUUCAAUGUUACGCCACAUCACCACCAGCACUCGCACAUUCACUCCCAUCUCCACCUCCACCAGCAAGAUCCACUACACCAAGGUGGUGGUGAAUGUCUUGUGUGUCCGGCAGGUUCGGGGGCCCACCCGCUGGAUCCCCUCGGAGCUGGACCUCACCUGGCUCGCUUCCCUUACCCGCCCGGCGCCAUCCCUAAUCCACUCCUCGGCCAGCCGCCACAUGAACACGAGAUGCUGCGCCACCCAGUCUUUGGUACUCCAUACCCACGGGAACUGCAAGGAGGUCUGCCGCCGCCCAUGUCUGCAGCUCACCAGCUGCAGGCCAUGCACGCACAGUCAGCAGAGCUCCAGAGGUUAGCCAUGGAGCAGCAGUGGCUCCAUGGACACCAUCACAUGCACGGGGGACCGCUGCCAGGCCAGGAGGAUUAUUACAGCCGGCUGAAAAAGGAGAGCGACAAGCAGCUGUAACCAGCCGAGGGAGGCGUGGACAGACAAGUGCAGGACACAGGAAGUUGUUACAGAGCGAUUACGCAGAGGCUCAGCAGGAGCCGCGUCACACAUUCAGUCUUGAAGAACAGCACAGGCCAACUGGAUCGUCUGAGAGUUCUUCAGAUCUUUCUUUUUUUUUGGUUUCUGUUCUCGUCAAGGACGUUUUCUUUUUAAUUAUUAUUUUUCUUCAAGACAUUGAGACUUUCUUUGGUAUAUAGCCAGUAGUGACAGCGUCCUCAAGACUCCUGCAUGACAAGCUUCCCUGACAUUUUUUUGUAGGUGCUAGAACAAGACACUGUGCUUAUCAACAAAAAAAAAGAAAAAGACAAGACCGGUCAGGCCGUUUAUUGAAAAAUAACAAGUGCUAUCUUAAAUUCAACAUUUAUUUUAAUACAUUGUUGGAGGUUUUUCAUAAUUUUAAGAAAAGCUACAGCAUGGCGUUUUUGAGUCUGUAAAUAGUAUAUAUAAACAUAUAAUUAUUAUUAUAAUUAUUAUUAUUACUAGGUGUGGACUCCGAACCAAGUCGUUUCAACCUCCAAUAUAAUUGUUUUGCAGCAUUAUCCCUUGUUUCAGAGGGGAGCACAAUGGCAUUAUAUGAGCAGUUUCUGAGAGAGUUGCAGUUCAGUUGUGACGUUCCUCUGACAUCACUGUGUUAGAUUUAGUCCCGCAUACACGAUGUAACCCAUAAACCAUGUCCAUUUGACACGCAGCAGGUUGUCAGAAUGUGUGAACUCAAACGUGUUGAGUUAACGACGUGAUUCACUUGAAGAGGCGACGGCGCGGUCGCUCAGGUUUCUGCCGAGUGCACGCUGAAACCGCCGAUUUUAAAAAGAAAGAAAAAAAGUUUGCACUGAAAGAGUUCCCUUGAGCUCCACUCGAUUGGUUUUUAUCCUUUUUUUUUUUGUUCAACAUCAAUAUUUAAGUCCGCUUAAUGGAGAAAUACUUGUUUGUUUUUUUUACAAAGAGUGACUUUAAUUAUGAUUUUUAAAAUGUGGAUACCAGAAACAUAUUUGGCUGAAAUUGAAGAAAUUAAAAAAAAAUACACUUUCUUCUUUUAAACAAUUGGGACUUGAGUUUUAAGCAUUGGUCCCAAUAACAUUGUUUUAAAUGUGUGAAUGGUUGGGAGUUGGUGCUAGUUUGUUUGUGUUGUGGUUGGUAACCCCCCCCCCUCUUCGUUCCCUGGUCCAGUCAUCCAUGUUCUUGCAGGUCUCAGAUCAGACGACGUCGUCCUUCAGCGUUAGGCUGUGUAAUGUUCACUGUGACACUAGAAGGGUCCUGCUAACACGUGACCACCAGUAUGUAGAGGGUUUAUGAGUGUGUGAGUGUGUGUGUGUGUGUGUCCUCACAAUAUUAUAUGCCUUGGUUCCUUCGGGAUUCACGCGGUCUCCUGGUCGUCAGGAGCCGUGCGUCUGUGUGCCACUGACUGUUACCAGUAGUGUUGACCUGUCUGUCAUAUCAGUGCACAUGAGCCCUUUUUUUUAUCGUUUUUUUUUUUUUAAUCCAUGAUUUUAUUUCUGCAUUUGUUCAUUUGUGCACUAAGACUGUUUAACUAUCAUGAAAAUGUCUUUAUUUUUUUUAUUUUUUUUAGUCAACUGAAGAAACUUGUAUUUGCAUUCAGACAUGGUCGCAUCGUCUCUCGGAGCACGAUCAUUUACGUUUGAAUGGUUGCAAACUUCUUUCAACUCAUUCCCCUCCUUUUUAAUGAUCCAAAACAAAGUCUGUCAAGCUCCCAAAAACAACCCGUCACUCUGUCUUGCCACCUCCUCCUGAUUCCUGUCUCUCUCCUGACAACAUUCUUCUUGUUCUCAUCAUCAUCAUCAUCAUCUUCACCACCACGAUCAUCCUUUGCCUCGUUUCCGGAGGACUCCCUUUGCCUUUUACUCCCUCUUUUUGUGUCUCCAGAACCUUUGAUGUUAAGUGUUGUCAAUGGUUUAGCUUCUUGUUUCAAAGCGGCAAUAGCAGAAUGUAAAUUCUGACUGCUAAGAUUUAUAUAUAUACUGGUAUCUUGAAGCUUAUUGUAUAUAUGAGUAGUCGCCAUGGGAUGACACAAUGUAAACAAAAAGUAGAAAUAAUAAGAAAAUUGUGAGUCCUGUGUUCUCUCCAUUUGAGUAUUUUGUAAUUUUUUUGAAAAAUUUGUGGAAUUAAAAUAAACGACUAAGUUACACCACAA
Molecule: messenger RNA, 7519 nt
Organism: Solea senegalensis (Senegalese sole)
Lineage: Eukaryota; Metazoa; Chordata; Actinopteri; Pleuronectiformes; Soleidae
Gene: rerea
Product: arginine-glutamic acid dipeptide (RE) repeats a
Exons: 24
Coding region: 703-5328 (1541 amino acids)
Biological process (GO): regulation of DNA-templated transcription
Cellular component (GO): nucleus
Molecular function (GO): transcription corepressor activity; sequence-specific DNA binding; chromatin binding
Source: RefSeq, a predicted model, not a curated record